CCUCAAUGUCGCAUUGAAAUAUGACAAACUUCAAAGUCAUAGAAAUGAGGCAGGUUUAAGAAACGAAGCAAUAACAAUGAGUAAAAUCCAGACAGCCUGAGGGGGUUUAAGAAAACAAAACCAAACUAGAAAACUAUUUUUACGUACAAUUUAUAUUAAUCCCGUCAGGAUUUAAGAGUUCUUUUAUGGCAACAUUAAGAAAAAAAGCAUGAUACACCCACUACCACGACAAGUAUAAAUAAGUUGCGCAGUCAAACAGAAGCUUCAUCGGGUCUCAAGUGCUUGGAUCUCACGUAUCACACAAUGUCUUGUCAAUGGAAAAGUGGAUCUGUCCGAACCUCAGUUGGGGGCAGCAUCGGUAGCCACAGAGUCAGCUCUUUGGCUUUUGACUUGUCUAAAGGAUCUGAGUACUUUACAAUUGGAAACGUCAGUGUAAAUGAUGGCAUUCUUCAUGGAGGAGAGAAGGAGACCAUGCAGAACCUCAAUGUCCGACUGGCUUCCUACUUGGACAAAGUCAAGGCCCUGGAAAAUGCUAAUGCUGACCUGGAAUCCAAGAUCAAAGAGUGGUACCUGAAGCACCAGCAGCAGACAAAUGUGGUGGAUUACAGCAAAUACUUUGCUAUCAUUGAAGACCUUAAAAAAAGGAUCUUAGCAGAAAGCACUGAAAAUGCCAGAACUGUCCUUCAGAUUGACAAUGCCAAGCUGGCAGCAGAUGACUUCAGAAUGAAGUACGAGAAUGAGGCCACUAUUUAUCAGACCGUGGAAUCCGAUAUCUGUGGUCUAAGAAGACUUUUAGAUGACUUGAACUUUUCUAAAGCCAACAUUGUAGCUCAGCUCGAAAGCUUGAAGGAAGAGAUUGAGUGUUUGAAGAAGAACCAUGAGGAGGAAAUGAAGGCUUUGAGAGGACAAAAGGGGGAUAUCAAUGUGGAAAUGGAUGCAGCUCCAGGAACAGAUCUUAGCAAGCUCCUGAACGACAUGAGAACUCAAUAUGAAGAAAUCUCCGAGCAGAACCGAAAGAAGGCCGAACAGUGGUUCCACGAAAAGAGUGCCGAACUGAACAAAGAGAUCUCCCACAGCAGCGAAAUGGUCGAGUCCCACAAAUCCGAAGUCGCAGAACUCAGACGUACAGUCCAAGAGCUGGAUAUUGAGCUUCAAGCGCAAUUCGCAUUGAAAUCAUCCCUUGAGCACUCACUGGCUGAGACAGAGUGUUCAUACAGUAAACAGUUGGCCCAUCUUCAGGGUUAUGUAGCAAACAUUGAAGAACAGUUGAGUCAGGUCCGCAGCGAUCUGGAACGUCAGAAUGCCGAAUACGCACUUCUUCUAGACAUCAAGACCCGACUGGAAAAGGAGAUUGAGACCUACCGUAGACUACUUGAGGGAGACACAUGGCAAUACAAAGAACCAGCCCCUGUAAAAGAACCAAACAAAACCAGGAAAGUCACAACUAUCGUAGAAGAAGUAAUCAAUGGCAAGGUGGUGUCCCAUAAAAUAAAUGCAACGGAAGAGAAGCUGUAGAGAACAAAUAGACAGUCUAUGCCAGUCUUUUCUAUUGACCCUAUGAUCUGCACAUGCUUUUGUAACACAGUUAAUCCAAGCAACGGGGAACUGGGUGCAUCUAUAGUCUAUUAAUACUCAAUAAAUGUUAUA
Hyla sarda is the source of this 1647-nucleotide messenger RNA. RefSeq names its product keratin, type I cytoskeletal 17-like. Bases 304 to 1515 code for a protein of 403 amino acids. The transcript is spliced from 8 exons. The record is from RefSeq and is a predicted model, not a curated record. NCBI's taxonomy places the organism in Eukaryota, Metazoa, Chordata, Amphibia, Anura, Hylidae. Gene Ontology annotation, molecular function: structural molecule activity.